AUGAAAAAUUACUUACUACUUAUUUUUAUUUUUAUUAAAAUUUCUAAUGGAGAAAUUAUAAAAUGUCUUGAUAAUUGCGAUUGUGAUGAUGUUGAAGAAAUUAUUCAUUGUCAUAAGUUGGGUUUGAAGUUAUUAAAUUUACCAAAACGUCCAGUUAGAAAUUAUAAAGUUUUAAGAUUGACUAAUAACAAUUUAGAAUAUUUACCUAGUGAAGAAGUAUUAAAAAGUAAAUUUCCACAGUUGGAGGGAAUUGAUGUUGAAGGAAAUCCUCAUUUUGAUUGUGAUUCUAUUAAAUAUUACAAAAAAUUAACAAUUUUUAGUGACUGUACAGAGGAUGGUAAAAAUGAGUCAAAUAAUAUAGAGACAACAACAAUUAGUAUACCAAAUAAUGAGGAGGAUUGUGAUAUCCCAUGUAAAAUUAGUAAUAAAGCUCGAGAUUUUGCUAAUUAUGCCAAAAAUUAUUGGAAAAAAUUAAUGGAAAAAUUACAACAAUUUGAUAAAGAAAACAAAACAUGGAUUGAAAUAAAGGGAGUUUUUAAUAAUUCUGCCGAAAAUAAAUUUCCUUUUCUUGCAAAUCUAUCAAAACAACAAAAGGAUUCUUUUUUUAAUAUUAGAAAAAAUUCAGAACUUACAAAACAAGAUGUUAGAGAUAGAGAAGCAAAAUGGGCAAUUGGAAUUAGUAGUGAUGUUAAACGUGCUUUUGAUGAGUAUACAAUUAAAGAAGAUCAAAUCAGAGUAGAUUAUCAAAAAAAAUUACUAGAAGCAUCAGAAAGUUUAUCUCAACAAGCUAAAGAAGUUUUUAGAAAAAUUGAAGAUGUAAAAGCUAAUAUGGAUAUUACCAAAAAAGAGGAAAAAAAAAUUAUUUCAAGAAUUUUGUCAAAGACAUCAUCUGAUAUAAAACAAGAAUUAAAAAGAAUCCUCCCAAAGAAAGAUGAAUUUUAUAAGCAACAAGCAAUUAAAAAAGUUGACAAUACAUAUGGUAUAGAUCCUGAAUUAGUACAAAAAUAUCUUGAUUUAAAAAGAAAAUCUAAUAAAACUAAAUUAGAAAUAAAAAAUGAGCAAGCAAAAUUUAUUGAAGCUCAAGAUGCUGAUACACAAAAAAAAUUCAGAGAUCACCUUCAAGAGGUAGAUGCAAGAAAUGAAGCUAAACAAAAAAAAGAAAUGGAACUUUAUGAAAAAUUGUCAUCACAGGCUAAAGAGGUUUAUGAUAAAAUUUUAGCUGUACGUGGAAAUGAUGAAUUAACUUACAAAGAAGAAAAAAGACAAAUUAAAGAAAUUAUAAAUGGAGCAUCAAAAAGUGUAAAGAAUGAGUUAAAAGUAUUUAAACAAAACAAAUAA
This is a messenger RNA of Strongyloides ratti, 1338 nucleotides long. RefSeq names its product Domain of unknown function DUF148 domain-containing protein. The record is from RefSeq and is a predicted model, not a curated record. Bases 1 to 1338 code for a protein of 445 amino acids. Lineage: Eukaryota; Metazoa; Nematoda; Chromadorea; Rhabditida; Strongyloididae. The transcript has 4 exons.